AUGAUUAGAGAUGUGAAUAAAGUGAAGAGGCUAGAGUUUGCCACUUCAAUGCUGACACAAAACGAAAUUUUUGCUGAUUGCGUAUUCACCGACGAGAGCACAGUAGAAGUGUUUACAUCCUCAAAAUUUUGCUACACCAGACUUGGUAAGUACAGAGCCCGGCUUCGAGCAAGGCCCAAGCAUCCGGCAAAAGUUCACAUAUGGGGAGGCAUCUCUAUGAGAGGGACUACCAGUCUAGCUAUUCUGCCUGGUCAUAUGCGAAUCAACAGUGCCACAUACUGUAGGAUUUUGGAAAAGUGUUACUUGAAAUUCCACAAUACUAUCUAUCAUGGAUUCGCAAGAUUGGUACACGACAAUGCACCCGCGCACACAAGUGUAUUCACAAAGAAGAAACUUGACGCAUGGAAAAUAAAAGUUCUGGACUGGCCCCCCGAGUCACCAGAUCUCAAUCCCAUCGAACUAAUCUGGGGGAGUAUGAAGAGUUUCCUAAGAAGGCACUCUAUAAGAAAUCUCCACGAGCUGAAGCUCGCGAUCAGAGAGUUCUGGAGAACACUCACGCCGCAAAAAUGCAAAAGAUACGUAGAGGGUAUACAAUGGAGACUACAGGAAGUCGUCAAAGCAGAAGGUGGAAAUAUAAAAGAAAAAAAGCCAGCAUCCACUUCUCGCGUCGACCCCGAUCUCCCAAGCACUUCUCAUGCUGAUCCAUUUUCUCCGACCACUUCUCACUCUCCAAGCACCUCUCGCCUUGAUCCCUCAUCGCCGGACACGUCCCGCGAUCUCUCAUUUUGA
Messenger RNA from Cylicocyclus nassatus, 789 nucleotides. The record is from the annotation of a GenBank genome assembly. Lineage: Eukaryota; Metazoa; Nematoda; Chromadorea; Rhabditida; Strongylidae.